AUGAGCUCCACACCUGCGACGGGCGUCCCCAGCAUGGCCAGGAACGGCCCGCCAACGCUCGAGAAGAAGCCGGUCAAGUUCAGCAACUUGUUGCUUGGUGCUGGUCUCAACAUGUUUGAAGUAACAACUCUGGGACAGCCUUUGGAGGUCGUCAAGACUACCAUGGCUGCCAACAGGUCUGAAGGCUUCUCGGGAGCUAUUGGCCGCAUCUGGGCGCGUGGAGGUGUUCUCGGAUUCUACCAGGGUCUCAUUCCAUGGGCCUGGAUCGAAGCCUCCACCAAGGGAGCCGUCCUCCUCUUUGUCGCUUCGGAAGCCGAAUACUACGCCAAGUCGUUCGGCGCUCCCGACUUCCUUGCUGGUAUCUCUGGUGGUAUGACGGGUGGUCUCGCGCAAGCCUAUGCCACCAUGGGUUUCUGCACUUGCAUGAAGACGGUUGAGAUCACAAAGCACAAGGUUGCAGCCACCGGCGCGAAGCCCCCAGGUACGCUUGAGACCUUCAUGCAGAUUUGGCGCACGGAGGGUCUCCGCGGUAUCAACCGUGGUGUCAACGCUGUCGCGGUGCGCCAGGUCACCAACUGGGGAUCUCGCUUUGGUCUGUCCCGUGUUGCGGAAACCGGUAUUCGCAAGGUCAUGGACAAAGAGCAUGGCGAGAAGCUCUCAGUGGUUGAAAAAAUCACUGCUUCAGCUCUCGGUGGUGGCUUGAGCGCGUGGAACCAACCUAUCGAGGUUAUUCGCGUUGAGCUCCAGUCCAAGACUGUUGACCCUAACCGCCCUAAGAACCUGAACGUUGCAUCAGCGUUCAAGUACAUCUACUCGAACAACGGUAUCAAGGGUCUUUACCGUGGUGUUACUCCCCGCAUUGGUCUUGGCGUUUGGCAGACGGUCUGCAUGGUUGCUCUAGGUGAUGUUGCCAAGGAGGCUGUUGAGAAGCUCACCGGCGACAAAGUCACUGCGAAGCAUUAG
Alternaria burnsii is the source of this 963-nucleotide messenger RNA. RefSeq names its product mitochondrial dna replication protein yhm2. Gene Ontology annotation, biological process: mitochondrial citrate transmembrane transport; alpha-ketoglutarate transport. Bases 1 to 963 code for a protein of 320 amino acids. The record is from RefSeq and is a predicted model, not a curated record. Gene Ontology annotation, cellular component: mitochondrion. NCBI's taxonomy places the organism in Eukaryota, Fungi, Ascomycota, Dothideomycetes, Pleosporales, Pleosporaceae. Gene Ontology annotation, molecular function: tricarboxylate secondary active transmembrane transporter activity. The transcript has 6 exons.